AUGCUUCUUAGAUUUCUCAAAAUUCCUGGACUUGAAUAUGAAAUACUCGAGUCUUCAAACCGUGUUGGGGGUCGCAUUUAUACCUAUCACUUCACCAAAGAGAAGCAUCAGUAUUACGACGUCGGAGCUAUGCGAUAUCCGAGAAUUCAACUUAUGAAGCCACUUUUCGAUCUUUUCCACCGAAUCGGAGUGGAAGACCGCCUGAUAAAAUAUUACCAUGAUGGUAUAGACAGCGCUAAGAACACGCCAGAGCUCUACAACAACAUCCUUCAUGUCACCAAUAGUAGCAAAUCACAUCGGAUCAAAGCUGAUUCAUCUUUUGCCGAUAAAUUUCAGAAUGCUGAUAUUUACAACGUCGGUAGUGCUACUGGUGGAACAGUGCCAGAGCAGAAUGUCAUCAAAGGUGCAACAAAUAUCAUGGAUGAGAUUUAUGGUCCAUUCAGGGAUACCCUUGAUGCGGGUUUCGGAGAGGGUUGGAAUAAGUUGAUGAACGAAGAUUUCCUUUCUGCACGUCAAGUUCUUCGUCGAAGCUCUCAAUACGGAGACAACGAUACUAUCCAAUGGCUUGACACCAUGAUGUGUGAUAACUUGAUGGACAACUACAUCUCUUCUGUCCCGGACAUUGUGGCUGAUGGUGAUCGCUGGGUCUGCAUCGAAGGCGGUUCGGAAGUUAUCAUCCAAGCCAUGGAGGCUCAUCUGAAUGUCAAACCACAGCUCAAGACACGAGUCACGACAAUCUCGAUCGAUCAUACAACGGACGCGUCGAAUCUUGGUAUGCUUGUCCAAGUCGCAAGGGAAGACAACCCGCGCCGAUAUUCCACAGUUUUCAACACCACCACCCUUGCUUGCGCUCAACGCAUGGAUCUGCGCGGUGCUGACCUUUCUUUCGCUCAAAAUGAAGCUAUUCGCUCUCUAAAAUACGAUACUUCGUGUAAGAUUGCAAUUCGAUUCAAGACAAACUGGUGGAAGAAGGCAGGAAUUGUUGGCGGCGAGGCACCUACGGACCUUCCGAUUCGGCUAUGUGUUUAUCCUUCAUACAACAUCUAUGAUGAUCCUAAUCAGCCUGCUGUCAUGCUCUGCUCAUAUACCUGGUCUCAGGAUGCUCCGAGAAUGGGGUCACUUAUUGGGGAAGGGGGAGAAGGGAAAAGUGGCGUUGCGAUGUUUGCUCCUGGACAGUUUCAACGCAUGAUCCAACAUCUCAGUCGUCCUUGUGCGAACGGAAAUCUACAUUUUAUUGGCGAAGCUACUAGCACUACUCAUGCAUGGGUGCUAGGAGCUCUGAACUCAGCGUGGAGGGGAGUUUACCAAUUCCUGCAAAAGCAAGAAAGUGAAGGAGAGGAAUACCAAGAGUUCUGGCAAAGGAAAAUGGAGGCCUUAAUUCUGGAAUUUGGCGAGCCUGAUGAGCUUGAAGUCUUGACGCCACGAGGCGAACUAAUGUCUUGA
Molecule: messenger RNA, 1443 nt
Organism: Cadophora gregata
Lineage: Eukaryota; Fungi; Ascomycota; Leotiomycetes; Helotiales; Ploettnerulaceae
Exons: 7
Coding region: 1-1443 (480 amino acids)
Biological process (GO): amino acid catabolic process
Molecular function (GO): L-amino-acid oxidase activity; polyamine oxidase activity
Source: RefSeq, a predicted model, not a curated record